This is a messenger RNA of Rhizopus microsporus ATCC 52813, 303 nucleotides long. RefSeq lists its product as uncharacterized. The coding region runs from base 1 to 303 and encodes 100 amino acids. The transcript has a single exon. Lineage: Eukaryota; Fungi; Mucoromycota; Mucoromycetes; Mucorales; Rhizopodaceae. The record is from RefSeq and is a predicted model, not a curated record.
AUGUCCUCAUCUGCUCCCUCAAAGUCUGAAGCCAAGAAAGAUCAAUUUGUUGGCAAUGUCAAGGAAACUGUUGGUAACGCUGUCGGUAACGAAUCUCUUGAAAGUAAGGGCCAAGCCCAAAACACCUCUGGAAAAAUCCAAGAAACUGCUGCAAACGUAACUGGAUACGUCCAAGGUAUUGUUAAUCAAGCAAGUGGUGCUGUUAUGGGUGCUGUUAACUCUUUGACUGGUAAUACCACUGAUGAAGCUUCCAACAAGGUUACUGAAAAGAAGGGUGAAGCUCAAAAGGAGCUUAAUAAAUAA